Messenger RNA from Mycena indigotica, 3468 nucleotides. Its product is annotated as 3-hydroxy-3-methylglutaryl coenzyme A reductase. NCBI's taxonomy places the organism in Eukaryota, Fungi, Basidiomycota, Agaricomycetes, Agaricales, Mycenaceae. The record is from RefSeq and is a predicted model, not a curated record. Bases 31 to 3468 code for a protein of 1145 amino acids. The transcript has 7 exons. Gene Ontology annotation, biological process: ergosterol biosynthetic process; coenzyme A metabolic process; isoprenoid biosynthetic process. Gene Ontology annotation, molecular function: hydroxymethylglutaryl-CoA reductase (NADPH) activity; protein binding. Gene Ontology annotation, cellular component: endoplasmic reticulum membrane; peroxisomal membrane.
AAUUAUCUUACGACCUUUUUACUUUCUCUCAUGAGGACCCUGCUCAAGCCAUUGGCUAUCCAUGCAGCUUACUCGCCAAUUGAGACCAUUGUUUUCUUGUCUGUCUGCGGGACUCUUGCCUACCUCCACAUCCUCAAUGCAGUAAAGCACUCUGCAUUUCUUGCCCCACCACCACCAACUCGCUCUGCGUACGCUCUUUAUAAUUCGGAUGAAUGGCUUCCAGUGCGCGAGUCAGUUUGGCUCCGUGACGAGCAGGUCCCUCGCUUAGACCUCCAACAAGUCGUCUUUACUGGCCACCGGCUAGAGCGACCCUCGCUAGAGAACGCGACCAAAUACAUCUCUUCCACGUACCCAGGCUUCCAACAUAUCCGAACUUCUCAGGAUUCAUGGACUCAGACCAUACAACUCAACUCAGACUUCCACUUGCGCUCGCUCCCAGCGGACAGCUGGGGCAUCGCAUACGAAGUUCAAGCUCCUGAAGAAGCUAUUUCUCAAAUGCAGACCGGUCGCUGGUUUCCAUACGCUGUCAAAGUGCUGGUCUUGAGGUUUUAUGAGCUCGCCAAGAAAACACCCACUCCUGACAUCAUGAUCAUCCUUUCGGGUUACAUCUUCAUGCACUUCACAUUCUAUCUGCUCUGGGCUCGUUCGCGAGCUCUGGGCUCAUCAUUCUCUCUGCCUGUCGCCAUCAUCUCGUCCUCAGUAACUGCUUUACUCCUUGCAGUGCCGGUUGCGAUGCUUCUCCACAUUCCAAUGCAUCCUGUGGCUCUCACCGAGGCUCUACCAUUCUUGGUAUGCACUGUUGGAUUUGACAAACCACUUCGACUUGCCCGUGCCGUUUUCACGCAUCCGCGAGCUCUUCGACCAGCAUCUACGCCUGCUGGCGAAGUUGUGCUUGACGCGUUAAGCGCCACAUAUUAUCCCAUUGUGCGCGACUAUAUCCUCGAGAUUGCCGUUCUCGUUGUUGGUGCCAGCUCUCGGGUGGCUGGUCUGUCGGAAGUUUGCGCUCUUGCUGCUCUUCUUCUAGCCCUCGACUGUCUGAUGAUGUGCACUUUCCUGGCCGCCAUCUUGUGUGUUAUGAUUGAGGUUCGCCGUCUUCCCCCACCAGUCGCUCAGAAACCAUCAAUGUGGUCUCGUUAUUUCGGGCCUAAAGGCACUCUUUUGCCUCCAAAAGGUUCUCUUGCCGGGAGUCAUCCAAGCAAGCCCACAACCACACCAGAAAGCCCUGUUGCACGACUAAAACUCUUGCUGCUAGUCGCCUUCCUUGGGCUCCAUGUCCUCAACUUCUCAGCUCCGUUCGCUCUUCCGCCACCACCUCCCCGACCAUCCGCAAUUCCUGCGCAUACAACUCCACUCGAUUGGGACAUUCUUACUCGUCUAACCCCACCUGUUUCUUCUGAAACGGAUUCCCCUCGUCUCCUUGUCCGUCUACGCCCACCAGUCACUCUCCGACUAGCCCGAGACAGUCGAUUCCCGAUUCCCGUUGGUGCUCGUAUCGAUACCGCGCUCUCUACAUGGACGCGUCUAGUUGGUGACCCAGUUUUGAGCAAAGGCAUUGUCGUUGUCCUGGCGAUCAGUGUCCUUCUCAACGCAUAUCUCAUCCGUGGUGUCGCUCGUGCUGGCGCGGUUCGUGGUGGCGGGGUUCGGUUUGACGGCGAGGUUAAAGACGAGACCGGGGCAAAACAAGUUAAGAAAGAGAAGGAACCUGCGAAGGAAGUCGAGCAAGAUGGUUGGGCCAAAGAUGUUGCCGCAACGUCCGCGGCCACUAUCGGCAAUGCUUCAUCGGAAGAAAAGGUUGUACCGAUAUCGAUUGUUCACGCGCAAACCCCUGCGCCGACUGCUGGUGCCGUUCCAACCUUCUCAUUGGAUGAUGUUGACCGCCGGUUGCGCGAGCGAGGUAGGACGAUGAGAAGUCGGACGCCAGCUCGAAAGGCCAUAAUCGCCGAUGACGACGAAGACGACUACGUGGACUCGGACUUUGACGAAGUGGACCGCGAGCCACGACCACUCGCAGACCUCAUUGCCCUCAUGGAGAGUACCCCCAAAUCGGAUGGCCUCAGUAUGAUGAAUGACGAGGAAGUCGUCUUACUAGCACAGAACGGCAAAAUCGCCCCUUAUGCUUUGGAGAAAGUUUUAGCACCUGCCCAAGAACUUCUGGGACUUGAACGCGCAGUUCGAGUUCGUCGUGCUUUGAUUUCUCGCGCCUCACUCACACAAACCCUUGAAUCAUCUGAUAUUCCCUUCCAAGACUACGACUACGGCAAAGUACUCGGCGCCUGUUGCGAGAAUGUUGUUGGAUACAUCCCACUCCCGCUCGGCAUCGCAGGUCCUUUGACGAUUGAUGGUGUCUCCUUCCACAUUCCGAUGGCUACUGCGGAAGGAACACUGGUUGCAUCGACUUCACGUGGCUGCAAGGCUCUGAAUUCCGGCGGAGGAGUCACGACAGUACUUACCCAGGACGCUAUGACUCGCGGGCCAGCAAUCGACUUCCCUUCAAUCGUCGAGGCGGCUCGUGCCAAGGCGUGGAUUGCAUCACCGGAAGGUCACGGAGCGCUCAAAACCGCCUUUGAAAGCACUUCCCGUUUUGCCCGUCUGACUGGUCUGAAGACCGCAAUGGCGGGACGGACGCUAUUUGUGCGGUUCGCGACAGCCACUGGCGACGCGAUGGGUAUGAACAUGAUUUCCAAGGGCACGGAAAAAGCCCUGGAGGUGAUGCAGGCCGAAUUCCCCGACAUGAUUGUUCUUGCUCUAAGCGGAAAUUAUUGCACUGAUAAAAAGCCUGCUGCGAUCAACUGGAUCGAGGGGCGGGGAAAGAGCGUUGUUGCGGAAGCGGUCAUUCCGGGCAAAGUUGUCAAGAGUGUGCUCAAGACCACAGUCGAGGCGUUAUGCAAUCUGAACACCAAAAAGAAUCUCGUUGGGAGUGCUAUGGCAGGAUCAAUUGGCGGUUUCAAUGCGCAUGCAGCCAAUAUUCUGACGGCAAUAUUCCUUGCUACUGGUCAAGACCCUGCUCAGAACGUGGAAAGCUCAAAUUGCAUGACACUUAUGGAGCCCACCAACGACGGACAGGACCUGCUCAUGACCGUUUCUAUGCCUUGCGUUGAAGUAGGGACUGUUGGUGGCGGAACUGUACUUACCCCUCAAGGCGCGGUACUCGAGAUGCUCGGUUUACGGGGGGCUCAUCCAACAAAACCCGGGCAAAAUGCGCAAGGGUUGGCGCGUGUCAUUGCAUCUGCUGUUAUGGCCGGCGAGCUCUCGCUCAUGUCAGCGUUGGCGGCGGGACAUUUGAUUCGAGCCCAUAUGGUCCACAACCGUUCUGCCCCGCCUACCCCCGCCGCAUCUCAACCUGCCACGCCGGGGAUCGAGGCGCCCGUUGCGGGCCAUCUGCCAUCGGGUGGUCCUGGUCCAAAAUCGGUUGCUGCAUUAACCCCCUCUUCCUCGACUGCGUCGUUACCGCCGUAUUCACGGACAUAG